AUGACAAGUAUCGCCCCGAGCGAAAGAUCGGUCGAGUCAAGCUUGCAAUACUGGCUUAUAUUCCUCAAAUUCGUUGUUCAGAAGUUGGAGCUACACAAAGAUGUACCUGAUCUCAGUGAAGACGACAAAGAGGAAAGGAGAAGGCUAUGGUGGGCAACUUAUAUUAUUGAUCGACAUGCGGCCUUGUCAUUCAAUGGACGACCGCGGAUAACCGACAAUGAAUGUCUAUCUCUCCCGACUCCGCGCCCCGAUCCAAUAUGGAAUCAGCCCGGCCCGUUACUUCCCGGGUCUCAAGGGCGAAGCGCACAUGAAACAGUGCUCAGCUAUCAUGUAGGGAACCUGGACAUGCUAGGUCUCUUUCUGCCUCUGUCAAGGAUACUGGGCGAGAUCUUGGAAUAUCGCUUCCUUAGCGAUCAUUCAACAUUUAACACAUGUCAUGGCCUUUUGAACACAGUGCAAAAGAAUAUCCUACAGAAUCUCGAGAUAUGGUAUCAUUCAUUUGAGGCUCUUGUGGGCUCGGUGUUCUGCGCAAUUGCUGAGCCAGAUUGCGAUUCAUUUCCGGCAGCAGACAUCCCGACAGUGGCCUACUAUGGAUUUCACAUGUACCACUGCAUGUUUGUAUUACUACACGGUCCUAUGGACGUGGUGCGAAUGUAUCAAGACCUUACAUGGCAGUCAUCUUCCGACUUUCUGACGGCUGGCGAGCAUGCUGUGGCUUGUGCGAAUAUUGCGCGACACAUAUUGCGAAUCGAUCCACAACUGUCUCUAAUGUAUAGGUUUUUCGGAACCUACUUUUUACAAUCGUCUUUCAUCUUCCUCAUUCUGGCACAAAAGCUGGGGAAGCGAUCCGACGACCUGAUUCUACGCAAUUGUUCGAUUAACCUACAGGUGUUGGACAUGUUUGUGGCAGCGACGAAUAUGGACUACCAACGCACGUUUGCCAAGCUCUUGCGCCGGGCGCUGUCAGUCAAUAUGGCUGAAUCUACUGGGGAUAGUGUACCCGGACAAGAUCAGCCGACGCCGGAACUCACGGGCGUACCUCAAUCACCCUUGGAUCCAGAAAUGCUUCGUUACCGCUGGGCCCCUGGAUAUACUGGAUUGUGGGUUGGUCCAAUGGGCUGA
Molecule: messenger RNA, 1122 nt
Organism: Aspergillus niger
Lineage: Eukaryota; Fungi; Ascomycota; Eurotiomycetes; Eurotiales; Aspergillaceae
Exons: 4
Coding region: 1-1122 (373 amino acids)
Biological process (GO): DNA-templated transcription
Molecular function (GO): zinc ion binding; DNA binding
Source: RefSeq, a predicted model, not a curated record